AUGGCUUCGCAUAACGGAAUGGAGGGUUCACACGGGCGCAGAAGGGCUAGAGAUGAAAACGAUACAGAGCAGCGGAGUAGUGACAGCAGGUCACAGAGCUACGAGCACCCACCAUCGUCGCCACAAGUUGGGAGCGGGCGCGGCUCGCGUAUGGGGAAUAAUUCGCCGCUGGGGUCGCCGGACGAGAUCGACUUCGAGAACCCCGAUAACGACGGCGACGAGCGCAUCGAGUUUGCAGACGACCUGGAUGACGCAGAAGAGCGCAUAGACGAGGUCGACCUGGUGGGCGACGACAUGUACGCGGACUAUACCGCCAAUCGCAACAAGGACUUCUAUGAAAAUGAGGGCGUGGACGACGCGGAGCACGAGGAGCUGUCGUUGGCGGACCGGCGACGGAUCGACGCGCAGCUCAAUGCGCGGGACAGGAUGCUCCACGAUAGCCAGGUGUUUCUGGACGACGAGAUGGACGCGGAUGACAAGAUGCAGGUGGACGCGAUGGGUAUGCCGGUGCAGCGCCGGCGCAGAAGGAACCAAUACGACGAGGCGGACUAUGACGAUCUUCUCUCUGAUAUGGAUGUAGACCCGCUGAUGGAGGAGCUCACUCUCGAGUCUCUGAGCGAUGUGAAGUCAUCCAGCUAUUCGGAGUGGAUCACGCAACCGAACGUGGCGCGGACGAUCGCACGGGAGCUGAAAUCAUUUCUCCUUGAGUAUACCGACGAAUACGGCAAGUCUGUGUACGGUGCGCGCAUUAGAACGCUUGGUGAGCUGAAUUCCGAGUCGCUGGAGGUCAACUACCGUCACUUAGCUGAGUCGAAGGCUAUUUUGGCGCUUUUUUUAGCGAGGUGCCCGGAAGAGAUGUUAAAGAUAUUCGAUACAGUUGCCAUGGAAGCAACGCAGCUGCAUUACCCAGAAUAUACGCGCAUACACUCAGAGAUCCAUGUGCGCAUAUCUGACUUUCCCACCAUACACAAUCUGCGAGAGCUGCGUGAGGCAAAUCUAAACUCGUUGGUGCGUGUCACCGGUGUCGUUACCAGGAGAACAGGUGUGUUUCCGCAACUCAAGUAUGUGAAAUUCAACUGUUUAAAGUGUGGCUCCAUUCUCGGCCCCUACUACCAGGACUCUAACGAAGAGAUUAAGAUAUCCUUCUGUACCAAUUGUCGUUCGAAAGGCCCAUUCAGAACUAAUAUGGAAAAGACGUUGUAUCGCAACUACCAGCGGCUCACACUACAAGAGUCUCCCGGGACUGUCCCUGCUGGCAGGCUUCCGCGCCAUAGGGAAGUUAUUCUUCUUUGGGACUUGGUUGAUGUUGCCAAACCGGGCGAGGAAGUGGAGGUUACUGGAAUUUACAAGAACACUUAUGACGGCAAUCUGAACGCCAGGAAUGGCUUCCCCGUCUUUGCAACUGUCCUGGAGGCUAACUCUAUCAAACGUAGGGAAGGUGGACUUCACUCAGGCGACGAUGCUGGAGAUGAAGGUUUAGAUGUUUUUGGCUGGACUGAGGAAGAGGAGCGCGAGUUCCGUAAGAUGUCACGGGACCGUGGUAUUAUUGACAAAAUCAUUUCAUCUAUCGCACCAUCUAUAUAUGGCCAUCGUGACAUUAAAACUGCGGUUGCUUGCUCACUCUUUGGCGGUGUACCGAAGAACGUAAAUGGGAAGCAUUCGAUACGUGGUGAUAUCAACGUCUUACUCUUAGGUGACCCAGGUACUGCCAAAUCUCAAAUCUUAAAAUAUGUGGAAAAGACGGCACAUAGGGCUGUCUUUGCUACUGGCCAAGGUGCAUCUGCAGUAGGUUUAACUGCCUCGGUUAGGAAGGAUCCUAUCACCAAGGAAUGGACUCUUGAAGGUGGUGCGUUGGUUUUGGCCGAUAAAGGGGUGUGUUUAAUUGACGAGUUUGACAAGAUGAAUGACCAGGAUCGGACGUCCAUUCAUGAAGCAAUGGAGCAACAGAGUAUAUCCAUCUCUAAGGCUGGUAUUGUAACCACUUUGCAAGCUAGGUGUUCGAUUAUUGCGGCUGCUAACCCAAACGGGGGUCGUUACAACUCAACAUUACCAUUGAGCCAAAACGUUGAUUUAACCGAGCCGAUAUUGUCGAGAUUCGAUAUCCUGUGCGUUGUGCGAGAUCUUGUCGACGAAGAAAGUGAUGAAAGGCUAGCAACGUUUGUUGUCGACUCCCAUAUCAGAUCGCACCCUGAAUCUGACAUCCACCAGGAACCAGCUGAUGAGGACAUGGAGGAGGCCGAUGCUGGAACAGCUGCCCUGUCCAACAGACAAAAGAAACUCAAGCGUCAUAGAGACAAAGAGGGGGAAAUAUCUCCUAUUCCUCAAGAAGUAUUGAUGAAAUACAUACACUACGCGCGAACCAAGGUUAAUCCUAAAUUACACCAAAUGGACAUGGGGAAAGUUAGUAAAGUGUAUGCGGAUCUCAGAAGAGAAAGUAUUACAACGGGUUCCUUCCCUAUUACAGUUAGACACUUGGAAUCUAUCCUUAGAAUUGCUGAAUCGUUUGCAAAGAUGAGACUCUCUGAGUUUGUUUCUUCUUGGGAUCUUGAUCGGGCGAUCAAAGUAACUGUGGAUAGUUUCGUUGGCGCACAGAAGAUCAGUGUCCGGCGACAACUACAAAGAUCGUUCGCAAUUUAUACAAUGUCGCGCGGCGAUUAA
This is a messenger RNA of Eremothecium gossypii ATCC 10895, 2658 nucleotides long. RefSeq names its product MCM DNA helicase complex subunit MCM2 (gene MCM2). The transcript has a single exon. Gene Ontology annotation, molecular function: 3'-5' DNA helicase activity; single-stranded DNA helicase activity; ATP binding. The coding region runs from base 1 to 2658 and encodes 885 amino acids. Lineage: Eukaryota; Fungi; Ascomycota; Saccharomycetes; Saccharomycetales; Saccharomycetaceae. Gene Ontology annotation, biological process: double-strand break repair via break-induced replication; DNA replication; mitotic DNA replication initiation. Gene Ontology annotation, cellular component: MCM complex; nucleus. The record is from RefSeq and is marked provisional.